AUGCAGUGGCGGCCUGGGUUUGCAGAGUAUUCCAGGGACUUCAAGGGCAUUGCUCGGAUCUCCAACGAGGAUGGGCUUUUCUUCGCGAGGUUACUUUCCAACGGCUCGUCUGUACGGAUUUCCGUUCCGUCCAACACCUCCGAAGCGCACGAGGAAGUACUUUACCAAGACAAUGACAUUUCGGGUGGUCUCGUCUCCGGGUUUUCUAGCUGGGGUCCCACGCCCGAGGGCAAGAGUUACCCGUCCUUCAUCGCACCGGGGGAGAACAUUCUCAGUACUUUCCUGCCGAGAUACGGCGGUGUGGCAGUCGUUGGUGGAACGAGCAUGUCGAAUCCGUUUGCCGUGGGCGUGUACGCCCUGGUGAAGGAACGGCAUCCGGACUACAAUCCGCAGCAGAUUCUUGCGGUGGUGGCAUCUACUGCGAAGCCUGUGCAGUUCAUUGAUGAUGCAAGGCAGAAGAAGGACGUUUUGGCGCCGGUGUUUAGUCAAGGUGGUGGACUUGUUGAUGCAUGGGAUGCGGUUCACACCGUUUCGUUGGUGAAUGUCUCGAGUUUGGACUUUAAUGACACGGCGCAUCGUCCUGAAUCGCUGAAGUUCAGUUUAAGGAAUACUGAGAAAGAGAUGUUGAAGUAUCAGUUGAGGCAUCUGGGUGCGGCAUUGGGGUAUAUCCUGAGCGAGGCGGAUCCCUACGGUUUGUCCGGCGCGGAAGGGUAUCCGGUGUAUGCGGACGUGGAUAUCUCCCCAGCAGAGGUGGAGCUUGCUCCGGGCGGAUCUACAUCAAUCUCGGUAUCCGUCAGAUCGAACCCAGCGCUUCCGGAGACCUCUAGGGGCGUCUUCUUUGGAGGCUACAUCGAGAUCGUGUCCUCUGCAACUGAGGCGAAUACCCUCACAGUUCCAUACGGGGGCUUCAGCACGCCCCUGGUCAAUAUCCCAAUGAUCAACCCCAACGCAUCGCACCUCGUCAAAGUUGACCCCUCCACAAACCUCGACACGGAGGUUGAACCCGACACACUCUUCACCUGCCUCUUCAACGGGACCAUCCCCAAGCCGGCGUGGCCUGUGAGCUGCGACCUCGGCUUCCCCGGCUUCCGAAAGGUGUUUGUCACCGCGAGCCGGGAACAUACCUACGACCUGGUCAGCGCCGACACGGGGGAGGAUAUCUUGACUGGGACGUUCAAGGGGAGUGCGGAAAAUUGGGCUGCGCCGUCGAGUUGGUGGGUUUGGGAUGGGUCAGAGGAGGAUCGGAAGUAUGUACCUCUCGGACCUUCUUCCCUGACCCGUGGUCUGGUUGCUGAAACUUACGUCCAUCUCAAGGAGGUCAACAUCAUUCAGAUCUACUAUCUUUGCUCAUCCUUCAAAUCCUCCACCAGAGCAAAACUAGAAGGACCCAAGACCAUGGCUUAA
This is a messenger RNA of Colletotrichum fioriniae, 1404 nucleotides long. RefSeq lists its product as uncharacterized. Gene Ontology annotation, biological process: proteolysis. The record is from RefSeq and is a predicted model, not a curated record. Gene Ontology annotation, molecular function: serine-type endopeptidase activity. Lineage: Eukaryota; Fungi; Ascomycota; Sordariomycetes; Glomerellales; Glomerellaceae. Gene Ontology annotation, cellular component: cell wall; membrane.